AUGCCAAGUGGUAGCAAGGCCAAAUAUAGCUCCAUCCAGAAGGCUCAAGCAGGCGCCAUACGAGACAGCUACAUCAAUAACUAUGGUGCCGAUAGGGAUACAGCAUCCGGAAUUGCGUGGGCCACUGUAAACAAGUUCUCGGGAGGAGGCUGCAACGGAGGCAGCGGAGAUCCGAGCCGCUAUCACAAUUACGUUCCUCCUAGCCACCAAGCCGGCGUCCGCAAUACAGGCGAUAGCACAGGCGCCAAGCCCGAGAGCUACGGUGGAGGUAACAUAAAAUCUGAGAGCUACGGCGGCGGUCACGGCUACGGCGGAGGUAACAUAAAAUCUGAGAGCUACGGCGGCGGUCACGCCUACGGCGGAGGUAACAUAAAAUCUGAGAGCUACGGCGACGGUCACGGCUACCAAGGCGGUCAUGGCUACGAAGGCGGUCACGUGAAGUCCGAGUACUAUUAG
This is a messenger RNA of Gregarina niphandrodes, 456 nucleotides long. RefSeq lists its product as hypothetical. The record is from RefSeq and is a predicted model, not a curated record. NCBI's taxonomy places the organism in Eukaryota, Apicomplexa, Conoidasida, Eugregarinorida, Gregarinidae. The coding region runs from base 1 to 456 and encodes 151 amino acids. The transcript has a single exon.